GGCUGCAGACACACCAGGGUUCACUGCUGUAAAUAUGCCUCUUGGAUUUGUGGGAUUCAAAUUAUUUAUUGUGGUUUUUGCAGGAACGUUCCUCCUGUCCAGCGGCAGCACAGAGGAGCUUCCAUCCCAGAGCGGGUCGUCUCAUCUGAAGCCCACGGUCCUCAUCACCAUCCUCGCACGAAAUGUUCAGCACAGCCUCCCUUACUUUUUGGGAUGUAUCGACAGGUUGGACUACCCGAAGGAUCGCAUCUCAAUCUGGGCGGCCUCGGACCACAGUUUGGACAACAGCACGGAGAUGCUUCAGGAGUGGCUGAGAGGAGUUCAACACCUGUACCACUCAGUGGAGUGGAGACCGGCAGAGCGGCCCAGUUCCUAUGCAGAGGAGGCGGGUCCAAAGCACUGGCCCAACGCUCGUUUCACUCAGGUGAUGAAGCUGAAGCAGGCGGCACUCAGGUCGGCCAGAAGAAUGUGGGCCGACUACAUACUGUUUGUGGACAGUGAUAACCUGCUGUCCAACCGUCUGGUGCUGUCUCACAUGAUGGCAGAGAAUCGGACGAUCGUGGCUCCGAUGUUGGAAUCCAGGAGUCUUUAUUCGAACUUCUGGUGCGGCAUGACUGCUCAGGGUUACUACAGGCGAACCCCAGAGUACAUCCCCAUCCGAGACUGGAAGCGUCAGGGCUGCUUCCCCGUCCCCAUGGUUCACUCCACCUUCCUUCUGGACCUGAGACGCAGCGCAAGCCGGGCCUUGACCUUUCACCCCCCUCACCCAGACUACGCCUACCAUCUGGAUGACAUCAUGGUCUUUGCCUUUUCUGCAAAGCAAGCAGAGGUUCAGAUGUAUGUGUGCAACAAGGAGCAUUAUGGGUAUUUACCGGUGCCGCUUAGACAGCAUCAAACCAUGGAGGAUGAGGAGGAGAGCUUUGUGCACACCCUCACAGAGGCAAUGAUUGACUUCACCUUGGAGCCUUCGCAGUAUCUGCACCCUGCACCGAAACAACCGGGAAAGAUGGGCUUUGAUGAGAUCUACCUGAUCAACCUGAAGCGCCGUUCAGACCGACGGCAGAGGAUGCUCCGAACUCUGGCCGUCCUCGGCAUCAACGCCACAUUCACAGAAGCCGUGGAUGGCAAAGCCUUGAACUCCUCUCAGCUGCAGGCUUUGGGGAUCGACAUGCUGCCCGGGUACACAGACCCGUAUUCAGAGCGUGUCCUGACCAGAGGGGAGAUCGGAUGCUUCCUCAGCCAUUACAACAUCUGGAAACAGGUGGUGCAGCAGGAACUGCAGCAGGUGCUUGUUCUGGAGGAUGAUGUGAGGUUCGAGCCCAGGUUUGGCAGGAGGCUUAUGAGCAUCAUGGAGGAUGUGCACAGAGAAAGACUGGACUGGGAUCUCAUUUACGUAGGCCGCAAACGGCUGCAGGUGAAGAAGCCAGAGCUGUGGGUGAAGGGCUUCAAGAACCUGGUGCAUGCUGGGUACUCCUACUGGACUCUGGGUUAUGUCCUGUCGCUAAAAGGAGCCAAGAAGCUCCUGGAGGCCAAACCUCUGAACAAAAUGCUGCCUGUUGAUGAGUUCCUUCCAAUUAUGUUCAACAAACACCCCAAUGCUGAGUACUUGCACUACUUCGAGCCCAGGGACCUGCAGGCCUUUUCGGUGGAGCCUCUGUUACUGUUUCCCACACACUACACCGGUGAGCCCGGAUACUUCAGCGACACGGAGACCUCCACCAUCUGGGACGACGAGGCCGUGGAGACAGACUGGGACAGAGGAGGCACCAAACAUCAGCCACAAGAGCCAGGAAGUGGAGAAACAGGGCCUGGACCUGCGGACCCUCGGUCUGCUGGGGGUCAAGUGUCAUCCUUUGUAUCCAACGGCAACAGAGAUGAACUUUGAGGGACACUGAGCACACACAGUCAGUGAUGUCAACCAUAA
Messenger RNA from Sphaeramia orbicularis (orbiculate cardinalfish), 1924 nucleotides. RefSeq names its product procollagen galactosyltransferase 2-like. The transcript is spliced from 12 exons. The record is from RefSeq and is a predicted model, not a curated record. The coding region runs from base 35 to 1885 and encodes 616 amino acids. Gene Ontology annotation, molecular function: procollagen galactosyltransferase activity. NCBI's taxonomy places the organism in Eukaryota, Metazoa, Chordata, Actinopteri, Kurtiformes, Apogonidae.